CUGGGUUCACCGCGACAGUCAUCUUCGCAAAGGAAUCGCCAAAGGAAUCGCUCGAGUCAGCGCUGGCCAGGGGCUCCUUGACAUGCUAGCCUGCCCCGAGACCGACACAUCUUGACGAGUUAAAUUCCGUGAUGUACUCCACGCUUGAGGCAGACAUCCGACCGGGCACGGGUCUGGGCGUGUUUGAACUUGGAACCUCGUUGUGGAAUGUGCUCGAUAUGCUACGAUGCAUGCAACAUGCGUUUCCUCUGGUCGAUGUCAAGUUCGAUCCUGACUCCUCCGUCACCCCUAUCAUCCUGCAUAUCCGACCACAUUUGGACCUGUUAUUCUCCGGUCAACACCAGCGGCUGCACACUAUCUGUCUCAGAAAGCUGCGGGAUCCAAAUCCGCCCGUUACACUCAAGUUCAAGGAGGCUAUCUUGUCCUCCACGGAUGAGGUCUUCAGGCGAGUCGGCGUGAGCCGCACUUUCGGUCCUACGUAUCCCGGAGACGACCUCCGUUACCCCGGUGUUCUAUUCAGUUUUGAAGAAGACAGUCGGAACGAGGGCUUGAAGGGAACAUCAACGCACACAGAGGAUAAGAUGCAGGAAGUGAAGCGAGUCGUAAUCACCCAGAAGAGUGUGAAUGGCGAAGUCAGAGAUGCUCUCGACGAAGUGGUCGAGUGCCCUGCAAUGUAUGGUGAGUUACAUAAGGCUGUAUUGAAGGUCCACGAAGGCGCGGACCUGUAUUUCUAUCCGUCGGGAACAGAGCCCGUCCAGAUACGUUUGGGAGCGACCUCCGCACAAGAUUUAACGUGCGAUCUUGGCCCACCGCUUCGAAUACACUAUAAAGAGGACGACCGGAUGGCUAUUCAUUCGAGACGCUCUGGUGAAGACGAGGACGCGGACACAGAUUACUUCUACAAUUAUCUUCAACAUGGAUUUGACUUCCUCGUUGAUGGGACGACACAUCUGGUAAAGAAGAUUGUCAUCCAUACUAACGUGCCCGGGUCUCCAUUGUUCCAGAGAUACAAACGAUGUCCAUGGGAGAUCGAAGGUAAGCCGGAAGAUGACGAAGACGGUAUGUGCGGAUGCGUCGAGUCGCUUGCGAGAGUCACUCAACGACAUGCAGAGACCCCGCCUCGUGUCAGGUUCUAUGACACAGUAAGUAGGCGGUCUGUGGUGUUCUGUAGUAAUCGCCAUGUCCUCAUAGCAUGCCCGCCAGGUAGAUACGAUAAGCCACUUUCUGGGACCGAAGGAGCAACCCCCCACCAUGCUUCUCGACCGAACUGACGAAGACGAUGGGCUUACGCUCCCUAGUUCGAAAACUCGUGCGCACGUCGUUCUUCCUUGCCAUAGGCCCUCACUGACCCUUAUUCGCAGGCUUGCUGGGGUUCGACGGGGUCAUACUGGAGGCGACGGAGUCGACACAAGUUGUGUCGGUCAUGCUCUUCUGAUUCCCUGCUAAGACUGCCCACAAGCUGUUCGUCACAAUUACAUCUUGUACACAUCUACUAUACACUAU
This is a messenger RNA of Fomitopsis serialis, 1503 nucleotides long. Its product is annotated as UPF0183-domain-containing protein. Gene Ontology annotation, cellular component: trans-Golgi network. The record is from RefSeq and is a predicted model, not a curated record. Bases 132 to 1271 code for a protein of 379 amino acids. Gene Ontology annotation, biological process: Golgi to plasma membrane protein transport. NCBI's taxonomy places the organism in Eukaryota, Fungi, Basidiomycota, Agaricomycetes, Polyporales, Fomitopsidaceae. The transcript is spliced from 5 exons.